Messenger RNA from Penicillium verrucosum, 4464 nucleotides. RefSeq lists its product as uncharacterized. Gene Ontology annotation, cellular component: cytoplasm; transcription export complex 2; nucleus. The record is from RefSeq and is a predicted model, not a curated record. NCBI's taxonomy places the organism in Eukaryota, Fungi, Ascomycota, Eurotiomycetes, Eurotiales, Aspergillaceae. Gene Ontology annotation, biological process: mRNA export from nucleus. Bases 1 to 4464 code for a protein of 1487 amino acids. The transcript is spliced from 5 exons.
AUGGCUAGCCCGUUUAAUCCUUCUGCGGGCCGUGGUCACAGGGGAGGCGCGCCGGGCGUGCAAGGCUCGACGGGGCGGGGUAGAGGUGGACAUACAUCAACAUAUGUACCGAGAGGGUCAGGUGCGCCUCGCGCAGCGAGGGCUCGAGGGCGUGGACGGGGGUCGGCAACAUGGACGGCUCGUGGCCGUGGUCGCGGCGCAGGCGCUGCAAACCACACCGCGAAUGGACCCCAACAACCUGUAGAGGACCCCAAGCCUGGUGUUGCCAACUCACCAUUUGCGCAAUCAAAUCAGCAAAAACCUGUCGCAUCGCCGUUUGGCGCUCAGCCCGCCCAGCAGUCUCCAUUUUCCAGAGUCGCAAACAAUCCUUCGGCUUCGAACGUAGCCAAAAACCCAUUUGCUCAACCGAACAUUACAAAACAACAAUCCUCGGCGAAAUUUGUUGGCGGGGGUUCUAAUGUUGCCGCGACCAUGGAGCAUGCAUCAACGUUGAACACUUACCAGGAACGCUUUGACAAACUGAAAAUUGAUCAAGUGAGACAGCGCGAACGGGCGAUCAAAGAUGGCCAGAUGGCGGACCCGAACCAGCCGACUUCUUUGAACCAAGCUAUCACCCCCGUGGGUACCUGCACCGGCAUGUGUCCCGAUUUCGAGAGGGUGGAGCGGAUCGUGCAGAAAGCAGUCGACAAGUGUGAAAAGCUAGAAAUCUUGGAAACCAAGAUGGUGAAACGCUUCCGACGUGCGGCAGCUGGAAAUGAUGAGCAAUUGCCCUCGGAUAUCCGGACACCAAAGACCCUUUUACAAACCAUGAACUAUCUCAUUCGCUAUGUUAUCAAUGGUGGUGAAUCGUUGGCCGUCAUCCACAUGUUCGUCUGGAACCGGACACGAUCAAUCCGGAACGACUUCUCGGUGCAGCAACUUACAAACGAGGAGGACGUAAAGACAGCGGUCAUUUGCUUGGAAAGGAUUGCGCGGUUCCAUAUCGUGUCCCUACAUCUUCUUUCGAACCCGGCGAACACGGAGCAAUUCGACCGUCAUCAGGAGCGUGAACAACUCAACAACACCAUGCUCUCUCUCAUGUACUAUUACGAUGACAACCGCGAGCGCAUUCACUUCCCCAAUGAGGACGAGUUCCGCGCCUACCACAUCUUGUUCUCCAUCCAUGACCAGCGGCCUGACCUGGAAGCCCGUGUCCAGAAAUGGCCACCUGCCCUACUCGCUUCACCUCGAGUGCAGGUGGCAUUGGAACUCUUUGCUGCUGCCUGUAAUACAUGGGAGCCCCAAGGUGCUCUUGAUUCUCGCCGACCGAACGCAGUUGCUCAAGGACUCUACACUCGCUUCUUCAACAUCAUCAAUUCCCCGAGUGUGUCAUAUCUGAUGGCCUGUGUGGCUGAGGUAUACUUCAACCACAUUCGUCAGACGGCAAUUCGUGCAAUCUGGAAAGCCUACUGCCGGACCCCACUGUCACAGCAAUCCAAAAAUGACCAUUGGACUGUGGGGGAAUUAACCAAGGUGUUGCACUUUGAUAACGACGAGCAGACAAUUGAGUAUUGCAAUGCACAGGGCUUACAGUUUGUGGAGAACGCGAGUGGUGGACUUUAUCUCAAUUGGGGUGAUCGUCCGGUAGACUCUGUUGACUUCGCACCCUCAUCUGACCACUCUUUCUCUGAAACCUACGUGGAGUCGAAGCGCGCCGGACGCAAUCUUGUUGCCAUCAUCCUCGGCAUGAGCAUCAGAGAAGCCGCAAGAAUGGGCAUGAUAGAUCACUCCCAGUUGCCUCAAAAGAGUGAAACCCUGCCUGAGGCUGAGGCAGAAGACGGGGAUCUCUUCGUGAGUGAUAUUGAUAAUCAGACGCCCGCACCUGUGGUUGAAACACACAACGCCCUUCUUCAGGACCCGUCUGCAUCUGAAUUCCGGAUCGCUUCCGAGGCUCAGAAAUCUUUACAAUCUACUCCUGCAAGCUCGCCUUCACUAUUCCAGUCAAAUGCGCCGCCCACCGCUUCACAGCCGCCAAAUCCUUUCGCGGCGGCCUUUCAGCCAUCUAAAAUGGCAUGUCCUCCCUCGAAUCCGUUCGCAACUUCAAUACCCUCCACCACUGUUACGCCCGCAGCGCCGUCUCCUUUUACUUCUUCGCCAAAUCCAUUCUCGUUCCCAAAAGAACCCGAAAAGACCGCCGAGGCCUCUGCCCUGACCACUACACCCUCGCCCUUCCAGACAAAACCCCUUCCUACUCAACCCGACGCUGCCGACAAGCCAGCUGUUUCGUCUACUAGCCCUUCUCGGCCCUCGUCGUCUGCUUUCGCCUCUAGUUCUUCUUCGUCCAUAUUCUCAAAGCCAGCGUACGCAAACCCCAAGACGGAGCCACCUGCAACGACUCCGCCCGUGCCUACGCUUUCAAGGCCCAAUCCAUUCCCUCCUGCAUCGUCCACUGCAGACAAACCCGCCUCGGUGUUCCCGAAUGGCUCCGGUUCUGUGCUACCCUCCGACACGGGCGCUUUCACUGCGCCAUCUCCAUUCUCCUUCCCCAAGCCAUCAGAGCCAACUCAAAAGACGGAGACACCGGCGACAGCUACUACCGCACCAUCCACGCUGUUCAAACCCAGCGCUUCCCCUCAUGAGGCGCCGACUGUGGAUAAACCUGCCUCUGUACUCUCAUCUGGCGCGGGUGCUUUCACUGGGACGUCCCCAUCCUCCUUCUCGAAGCCAUCAGCGCCAACUCAGAAGACGGAGACACCGGCUACACCCAGCACCUCACCUCUCGCUUCGUUGGCUGAAUCCAAGAACCCCUUCGCGGCUUCGACAUUCUCUGGCGCUAACCCCUUUGGUGCCAAAAAUACCUCUGCUGAGUCUACGGCGACUAAGAGCGAUGCCAAAGCCCAGCAACCAACGAUUGCAUCGAACAAUCCAUUUGCACUUCCGAACGCUCCACUAUCUUCCCCAGCUUUGGGUUUAGGAAACACUGUUACCCCUGCCGCUCCAUCUCCAUUCCAGGCCCUCAAAGCCCCAGAGACAGCCGUCAAAUCUAAGGAACCUGCACCUGCGUCGAGUUUCGGUCAGCCCGUGUCGCCGUUCUCUGUAGACAAUGCUCGCACCAUUUCAGGGUCUUCGAACAAGCCUGCCAGCCAAUUCCCAGUCCCCGACUCAGUCUUUGCAGUUCCCAAGGUACCGCAACCAAGCCAGAAAGCAGGAAUUCCAGCAACUACUGCGCCCACGCCCGAGAACCCACCAUCGGAGUUGUCCCCGUCUUUGGGUAAUUUACAGUCGCCCAAGCUGAGUGGAACUUCCGUAUUCAGCCAGUCCGCACCUGCACAGGCCCAAUUGCCUAGCCCACCUCCUAUCAACGGCUCCGCUUCGAUUUCGGGCACGCGCCGGUCUGUUUCGCACACUCAAGCGACCGCCACUUCGCCUCCCCGGACUCUCUUUGAAGCACUUCGGCAGCCUAAAAUAUUUGACACCACGUCGAAUGCAUACUCACCUGAAACAGCAACUACUCAGCCGCCAGCACCCUUGUUCCCAAGCUCAGAACCCUCAGCGGCACCAGGACAGCAAGCGUCAUUGAAACGACAGCAUGGAGCCACCGAUGCAAAUGCAUCACAUCAACGCAAGAGGCGCUCCUCGCUGAAAGGAAAAUCUCAUGCUGCAGCCUCUGAAGGAUCAUUCAAACGGUCCGUGCAUUUCGAGGAGGAAAAGCCUCUGCCGCAGGAGUCGCAAGUGUCUUCGGUGCACAAAAAGUCUAAAGUCCAUGAAAAGAAGCGAGUGCUGGAUGAAGAAUCCGAGCCCCAACCGGAGGAACAAGGUCCGAGUACUAAGGUGCCCAAGGUUUCCACAGAGGACGAACAUGUCCCUUUUAAGUUCUCCGUCUACAAAGCAGAAAACCGCCCCAUGCCGAAGCUCCCGAUCUUAGAAAAGCUGGAAGAAAAGCUUGCACGAGUUAAGGCCUUGUGCGAGCCAACGCGUCUUACUGAAGAACAAGUCCAGUAUAUCGAGGAAGCUCGCCUGAAACGGGCUCGCCAAGUCGACGAGGACGAGAUUGCCCUCUCCCGGGCACGGAUCUUGGCCGAGAAGUUGAGAACUGGCCCUGGAAUCUUUGACGGAUGGACUGAAAAAAUCCGAGAGCCAUGGCACGACCCAAACUCGAACCCCAUUGCCCGGAUCGCAGAAAAGUAUCGCGCCCGAAAACUCCCCCAACCAACUUCAUAUGUACCCCCGCCUCUGACACUUAAUCGCACUGCCAGAGGAUACGAGGUCGCCUACGCCCCUGAUACCCCAAACCGACCUAUGACCCGCACCGAACAGCGUAUCCGACGCACUGGUGCCCGUGGGUUGGCACAUGUACCCCUGGAUUUCGAACGUCAUAAGCGAGAGAAAGAGGGGAUGGCUAAGAGCAAGGACGGAAAGAAGGAAAAUAACGACCAAGACAGGAAGGAUGAGAAUGAGAAAGACAUGUCUUCUCACGGCGUUUAA